Gordionus sp. m RMFG-2023 is the source of this 2937-nucleotide messenger RNA. Its product is annotated as atrial natriuretic peptide receptor 1-like. The transcript is spliced from 17 exons. NCBI's taxonomy places the organism in Eukaryota, Metazoa, Nematomorpha, Gordioida, Chordodea, Parachordodidae. Gene Ontology annotation, cellular component: plasma membrane. The record is from RefSeq and is a predicted model, not a curated record. Bases 1 to 2937 code for a protein of 978 amino acids. Gene Ontology annotation, biological process: intracellular signal transduction; cGMP biosynthetic process; protein phosphorylation. Gene Ontology annotation, molecular function: guanylate cyclase activity; ATP binding; adenylate cyclase activity.
AUGCAUCUAAAAACAUCAACGAUAAUAUCAGGUUACUAUAACGAAAGACCAAAAAGAUUAUUAGUAAAUUCUACAAACCCUAAAAGUCUUACUCGUCUAACUACACCAUUUAUGAAAACAACAAUUAUCCCCGGUAAGACGAUCGUCAAUAGCUUCACAAUAGCCAUAUUUAUACCAUUCUUUGGUCCACUCCCUUUCACGUUAGAAAGAAGCUACGCCAUGUUAUUGUUAGGAUUAAAAAAGGCAAACGAGAUACUAAAACCUCACGCAUUGGAUUGGAUUAUAAUGGACACCGGAAGCGAUGAUUUAGGUGAGACUAUGUACGAAAAAUGUACCGAAGAGUUCACUGCAUUUCAAGCCUCAAAGGUUUACUACACUUAUAACGUUACAGCCUUUUUAGGGCCUGUUUGUUAUAGCGAAUUUUAUGCUAUAGCCUUUUUAGCUUCUCGUUGGAGAAUACCUUUGAUAACUCCCUUUGGUCCAAAUUUUAAUAAUCCAGACGUGUGGCCCACAACUAUGAGAACUGGUGUUAGCGUUCUGGGCAUUGUGUCAGUAUACAUAGCUGUUCUUAAUUAUUUUAAUUGGACCGAUUAUUUUAUGAUAUAUGAUCUUGCCGAAUAUCCCUUAUUCCCAAAUUUUGGGGAACAAAUAAUCAUGUUUGGCACUAAGAAACCAGUGGCCUAUAUUACUUUAAAUUCAAAUAGUAUGAAUCCAAAUUAUUUGGUACAGUUAAUAGCAGGAAGCAUGCUUUCAAGAGUUUUUUUCCUCGAGUCUAUGUUUACCAGUAAAAGAGAUUUAUUAUUAAAUGCGUAUGAUAUGGGAUUAUUAGAAGAAGGUGAAUAUGUAUUCUUAACUACUGAACUUUGGAAAUGUAAAUGUUUUGGGGGAUCAUUUUUUGAUUUAGAACAUGACCCAAGAAUAGAAGAUCUGAAAAAGGCAUAUGAAUCUGUGUUAUUGAUAACGUUCAAAAGAUCAGAAACUUCAGAAAUCUUCCAUAAAAAAGUCAAAAAUUUAACCGCUAAGUUGCAUGAUUUUAAUUAUUAUUUUGGGAAUGAAGAUAUAAGUCCUAUGAUUCAAGGCUUUUAUAAUGGUUUGGUUGUAUAUGCAACAACUGUAAAACAGCAAUUGAUAGAAAAAGGAGAUACACAUGAUGGUCGCAUAAUGGCAGCAAAAAUGAGUGAUCGAUCAAUUAAAACGGAGAGUGGAGAAUUCGUUAUUAAUCGCAUAGGAGAUCAAAAUUUUGAUUAUAUUAUAUGGGAUUUUGACGCUAUAAUCCAAAAUUGGAGACCAAUCCUGACGUACAAUGAAAAAGAUGGUAUAAAAUUUAUUAAUGGAAGCUUUAAAGUGCAUUGGCCGCAUAGAGUAGAUGUUCCCUUAAAUCAACCUAUUUGUGGAUUUAGAGGAGACGAUCCAAAAUGCAUACCUAAAGACACAUUCCCAUUAUUGGGAAUUCUAGCCAUUGUUUUAAGUUUCAUAGUCGUAUGUGUCUUCACGAUGGCAAUAUUUUUCUACAGCAAAAUGAAAUACGAAGCGGAAUUAGCUGACAGAUGGUGGGAGGCGCAAUUAGACGACAUUAAAGUUUAUGAAGGAAGUAUAAGUAGAACUUCUCUAAAUAAUAUUUCUAAAACAAAUAUAGCAACGAAUCAAGAACCAAACUUAAUAACACUAGAAAAGUACAACAUAUUACACGGAGAAUUUCGGGUAAGAGAUAUACAACAUAUUAAUCUAUGUCGUUUUGUAUCGAUUUCAUUCAACCCACCACAAAUAUUUUUAUUGAUCGAGUAUUGUUCAAAGGGGACUCUGCAAGAAAUCCUGAAGAACAAAUCGUUGAAAAUGGACAUAGUUAUGAAAGAAUGCUUAAUCAGAGAUAUAGCGAUGGGUAUGAGUUUUCUGCAUUCAACUCCGAUUAAAUAUCAUGGUAACUUAAGAUCUUCGGAAUGUUAUAUUGAUUCAAGGUUUUCAUUAAAAAUUUCGGGAUUUGGAUUAAAUUGCAUUCGCACUAACGAGACUGAGGAUGAAACGCAAAGCUUUGACUACUAUAAACGAAGAUUGUAUAUAGCUCCUGAAUUGCUGAGGAUCUCUCUGAAGCCAACCGGUACUCAAAAAGGAGACGUGUAUAGUUUCGCAAUAAUACUGCAAGAGAUUUUAUUAAGAACCAAUCCAUACAACAUUCCCAACGAAACAAAAAUUAGGACAAGUUGGGUGAUUCACCCUAAAAUAAUAAUUGAUAAAAUAAAAGGCGCAACACGCGAUAACCCCUUUCGGCCUUCGCUCGAGAAACAAGUUGACGUUCCUAGCGAUUUAAUUGAGUUGGUUGUUGCCUGCUGGGCCGAAAAGCCUAGUGAUAGGCCUAAUUUUCAACAAAUUAAGAGCAUUCUUAAAAAAAUGAAUAAUAUUUUUAACCUAUCCAUUGUUCACAUAGGGGAAGGAUCAACCCAUAUACCCUCUAUAUACGCCCCUGAUGGUCCAGUAGCUGCUGGUGUUAUAGGACAUAAAAUGCCUAGGUAUUGUUUGUUCGGAGAUACCGUAAAUACUUCAUCAAGGAUGGAAUCUAACGGAGAAGUUCUCAAAAUUCACGUCAGCCCGUACACAAAAACCUUAUUAGAAAAAUUUGGAAAUUUUGAAUUACAAAGUAGAGGUGAAAUAAAAAUCAAAGGAAAGGGAUUAAUGCGCACUUAUUGGUUAUUGGGCGAAAAAGACAGCGAAGGAAAUUAUAUAAAUUUUGGUCUUGAUCAUUUACAAACCAAGAAAGGCAUAGUCAAAAAUCAAUCCAAGGAGGGAAUCGAAAUAAUUAAGAUAGGACAGUCACUUUCCACUGAACGAAACAACAGGGCUUACGAGGAAGGCGUCAAACAAUUGAUAAUGACAUGUAUUCCACAAAGACGAAUAAAGUUAAUAAGGAUCGCAAAAGAAAAAUGUCAAUAUAGAUAUGAAUGA